AUGAAAGCAGCAUUUCUUGGUCAUCAAUAUUUGACUGUAAAAUCAAUUAACGAAAACAAUGUUUAUUUCAAUUCUGGAGGACUUCGUAGUAGUCGAAAAUAUGAACGAAUACAUUCUAAACAACAACCAACUACUAAUUCAAUAGACCCACCAAUUUCAGCUUCUGAUCCACUGUCACAUCGAUCGAUUACAACUCAGAAACAAUCUGAAUCAAAUGUACCAUCAGUAGCUAUUAUCGAACGAAGUUAUAGUGAUUCAAAUGAUCUUUGUGUUGUUUCUGAUCAACAAUCAUCGAUCGAUACUCAAUUUCGACAUCAUGUUGAAAGAAAACGAGAUGAAGACGAAAAAUUAAGUGGUCGUGUUCGUCAUUUUUAUAAAAAACAAGAUGCUCUUAUUGAUUCAUUUAAAGAACUUGAUGAACAAACAUCAUUUCAGUUUAAAAAAGACAAUGAACAUUUAAACAAACAAAAACGACACACUGAUUGGCUUAUUAAAACGACAUUAAUUCUCAAUGUGACAUUGUUAAUUGCUAAAAUAAUAGCUGCUGUCUUUUCUCGUUCUCUUUCAAUUAUUUCAUCAGUUGUUGAUUCUGCUGUUGAUUCAGCUUCAGCAUGUUUACUUUUUUGGGUUCUUCGUGUAAUAAAACGUCGUGAUCCUUAUACUUAUCCAGGAGGUCGUACUCGUCUUGAACCACUUAUCAUUGUAAUUCUAUCAGUUAUUAUGAUUUCAGCAUCAGUUCAAGUUAUUUAUGAAUCAGUUCAAUCAUUAAUAAACUAUGUAAAUUAUUUUACAAAAAAAUCAACAUCUUUACGUCAUAUUGAAAUGGGACCAGCACCUAUUACUGUCAUGUGUGUUACAAUAAUUUCUAAAGCAAUUCUAUCAUUUCUUUGUUAUCAAAUACCAAAUCCAACAAUGUAUGCUGUUGCACAAGAUCAUCGUAAUGAUGUUUUUUCAAACAUAAUCGCACUUGCAUGUGGUAUUAUUGCUUCCAAAGCUCUUGAUGGUUCAAUAAAAGCAGAAGAAGUUGUUGUUCUUGAUCCGAUUGGUGCUAUUCUUAUAUCAUUUUAUAUAAUAUUUUGUUGGUUAGGACAACUUCGUGAACAAGUACGAAAUUUAAGUGGUUAUAAAGCACAACCUGAAUUUUUACAAAAAAUUACAUGGCUUACAUUACAACAUUCACCAUUAAUAAAAAAAAUUGAUACUGUUCGUGCAUUUCAUUUUGGUACAUCAUUUUUAGUUGAAGUUGAAAUUAUUUUGCCUGAAACAAUGUCUCUUAAACAAGCACAUGAUAUAAGUGAUGGAUUAAAAAAUAAAUUAGAAAGUAUAUCUGAAGUUGAAAGAGCAUUUGUACAUUUGGAUUAUGUUGUUGAUGCUCUUGAAUAUUAA
This is a messenger RNA of Rotaria sp. Silwood1, 1386 nucleotides long. NCBI's taxonomy places the organism in Eukaryota, Metazoa, Rotifera, Eurotatoria, Philodinida, Philodinidae. The record is from the annotation of a GenBank genome assembly.